CGCAUCCUUUGCUACGAUUCGCGUUCGUCCGCUUGCUUUUCGUUGUUUCGUUGCUUUGCUAGUAAUAUCGCGCCUCAACAGGUUAUGAGCCCGGGCUCCCUCUCGUGAAGCUAUUCAGACCCCCAUAUCACGGAUCUUGACCCCAAACGAAGCGGAGGGCCUACGGCUCCUACAAGUGGUAGGAGUGAACGGGGACGCGCUGGUCUUGGAGGAUCACCUCGAUCCGAUUUAAGCAUCUAAUUCAAACACCUUACUACAUCAAGAGACGCUCUAUUCAACACAUUCGUCGGAUCUACCCGUGCCAAGCACACUAAUUUGGCGCCAUGGCAUACGCGGUGGAACGAAGCAUUUCAUUCGAGGGGAUGUCCCUGACCCAGGUGAACCCUACGGAAGCAGUAACUCAAGCAGACCGACUGCCAAUGACCCCUCCGAAAGGCCUAUCCGGGUUGCCGAUUCUGCUGAAGGGACGCUCCAAUUACACUGACUGGGAGUUCCACUUGGAGUGUGCAUUCAGGGACGCCGGAUUAGAGGACCUGAUCGACCUGAAGCUACCCAAACCUGCCAACACACACGCAAAAUAUGCAGCGUGGCACAACUAUUCGAUGACAGUAGCUUACUACCUUGUCGGGCAGCUGGGAGAUGAAGUGGUAAGGCAAUUCAGAAGGUCUAAAGAGGACAAAAAAUACGUCGAUGACGCGUUCAAACUGAUUCGCACCAUCGUGCUGGGACACGGUGUUGUGGAUUGCCAGAUAGUCGUGAUGAAACUAACCAGAGGCAUGCGUUCCGAUUACUCUACCGCACGUCAAUAUAUUGACGAUUUCAUGGAAGCGUACGACGUGGCCGUAAAGCUUGACUGCUCGAUCUCCCCGUUCGUGGCAAGCCUCCUGAUGAUGUACGAACUGCAGUCAGAAUUCCCUACGUGGGCGUCGACCGUGGAACACUCGAUGCCAGGAAAUGCAGGUCAAGCCUAUACAGAAGAGCAAUUCCGCGAUCUAUGUAGGAGCGCUCUAGAGGAGUGCAAAAGAUCCGAAAUAAGGGAGUUCGGUGCUGCCGCUGUCGGUAAGGGCAAGGGCCAGAAUCCGUCCAACAAGCCCGAUGCUACCAAAGACCAGUGGAAGGCAGCUACUUUCCCGAAAAGAGGUGUUUCUGCCAAAUACCACGCUGCAAAGAUGCGGAAGAAGUCAGUAAACGCUGACGGCAGCUGCGGAUAUUGCAGGUCAAAGGGUCACAAACCAGCAAAGUGUUGGUAUAUUGACCCUGAGUCGCGCCCAGUGGGAUGGAUCCCAUACAUCUUAGACAUCUGGUUCUACCGGGGAAGCAAUAACGAACGUAGCAAGAGGUCAGAUUCGAACUCGAAAGAUGACUCCAAAGCAGCGGCACCCGCACCUGCAAGGCAGAUAGCAGAGACGCCUGCUCAACACGUUACCCUGCAUGAAACAGAGUCAGAUAACAAAAAUUCACAUAUUUUGAAUUUUUCUGGGCUGGCAGUUGGAAGCACCACUGACCGCUCCCUACACUGGAUCUACAGUACAGGAAGCUCCCAGCAUCUGACCCCUGACCGCGCCUCGCUUAACGAAUAUCACGAACUCAAUGCCUCCAACUUCUACAAAUACAGAACAUCUGACGGGAGUGUUGGUGUUGCUAAAUCUGCUGGCUACCAGACCCUGCUCCUAUCCGCAAACAACGAACGCCUCGAGGUCAAGGUCAAAGCGUUCUACCAGCCGGACCUCGCCUACGGCCUCCUUUCGGCGGACCGCCUGCGCAAGGAAUUCGGAAUAUACGCGAACACAAAGGACCUGACCCUACGCAGGGAGCAGGAUGACAAAGUGGUAGGCCACCUACAAGCAUGCAAAAACGUGCUUUUCGUGCGUACGGAGGAUGCAGGGUUGGCCCUCGCUGUGGUGGACCCCCUGCUCCUGCACCGGCGAUACGGUCAUGCAGGAAGGUUGCCUCCGCUGCGAAAAAUCAACAAAUUGAACUCGAACACCGUGAGGACCUCCACUGCGAGGCGUGUUCCCUAGGGAAAGCGAAGCGUUUGGUAUCCAGGGACCCUAUCCUGAGGACUGCUGAUCCUCCUAUCCAGCUGUGGCAUGCUGAUGUGUAGCAAGUAACCCUAUUCAGGCAUAGAGGAUUUAAGUACUUCCUAAUCUUAAUUAAUAAUGUAACUUGUUUGGUGUGAACGGCCAUGUUGAAGCAGAAGAAUGAUGUCUCUACGGAACUUAUUUGAAUCAAUAAUGGAUAUAAUAAGAUGGUUGGCUGCUACGUGGUAGUGUAGCACCUUGACGGGGGCCGCGAAUUCAACCGCUUGAAAGAAUAGGCGAAUGAAUCACGAAGAUUAAGAAAUUAAAA
Messenger RNA from Aspergillus piperis CBS 112811, 2349 nucleotides. RefSeq lists its product as uncharacterized. Bases 363 to 2021 code for a protein of 552 amino acids. The transcript has a single exon. Lineage: Eukaryota; Fungi; Ascomycota; Eurotiomycetes; Eurotiales; Aspergillaceae. The record is from RefSeq and is a predicted model, not a curated record.